AUUGGAUAGUGUGUGAUGGUUCGGGGUUGUGUGCUACAGCGCUGAAGAAGCUAUUGGAGCUAUUUGACGCUAUGGGCUGAUAUAGCUCAAGUUUUCCGCUUUCCACACGCCCAUUCCCGGCUCUAUUGGAGCUGAGUCGGGCAUCACAUUGGGCUUAAAUUGUUCAUGACGGUGUUUUCCGUAUUAAUCAAUUUGUAGACGAGUCUCAGUUGCCGUUUGCAAUGACCGGGGAGAAGAUUCGCUCCCUCCGCAGGGAACACAAACCUAGCAAGGACGAGGACUUGCUAGAGCCAGAUGAGGAGGCCACGGCAGGGGGCACCUUCACCAAGACGGGCAAAAACAAAGGUAGCAAAAUUUUCAGUAACCACAAAGUGAUCCGGCCGCCUUCAAACAGCUUCACGGAGUCCAACAUCACCGGAGAAGCCAAGGCCGACACCUACUUCCCGGUACACGAGUGUGUAUUCAAGGGAGAUAUACGUAGGUUGUCUUCCCUCAUCAGGACCCACAGCAUCGGCCAGAAGGACAACCAUGGUAAUACUCCUUUACAUCUUGCUGUAAUGUUGGGCAACAAAGAAUGUGCCCAUCUCCUCCUGGCCCACAAUGCUCCUGUGAAAGUGAAAAAUGCUCAGGGUUGGAGUCCUCUGGCAGAAGCCAUCAGCUAUGGAGACAGACAGAUGAUUACAGCGCUACUGCGGAAGCUGAAGCAGCAGUCCAGGGAAAGUGUUGAAGAAAAGAGACCUCGACUUUUAAAUGCCCUAAAAGAGCUAGGAGAUUUUUACUUGGAGCUUCACUGGGAUUUUCAAAGCUGGGUGCCUUUACUUUCCCGAAUCCUGCCUUCUGAUGCAUGCAAGAUCUAUAAACAAGGUAUAAAUAUCAGGCUUGACACUACUCUAAUAGACUUUACUGACAUGAAGUGCCAGCGUGGGGACCUCAGUUUUAUUUUUAAUGGAGAAGCUGCACCAUCAGAGUCUUUUGUAGUUUUAGAUAAUGAACAAAAAGUUUACCAACGAAUACACCAUGAGGAAUCUGAAAUGGAAACUGAAGAGGAAGUUGAUAUUUUGAUGAGUAGUGAUAUUUAUUCAGCUACGUUAUCAACAAAGUCUAUUACUUUUACACGUGCCCAAACUGGUUGGCUCUUCAGAGAGGAUAAAACGGAGCGUGUGGGAAAUUUCUUAGCAGAUUUUUAUUUAGUAAAUGGGCUUAUUUUAGAAUCAAGAAAAAGGAGAGAGCAUCUAAGUGAGGAAGACAUACUGCGAAAUAAAGCUAUCAUGGAGAGCCUGAGUAAAGGAGGAAACUUGAUGGAACAAAAUUUUGAGCCUGUGCGGAGACAGUCACUAACGCCACCACCUCCCAACACAAUCACCUGGGAAGAAUAUAUUUCUGCUGAAAAUGGAAAAUCACCUCAUCUUGGAAGAGAAUUGGUUUGUAAAGAGAACAAAAAAACAUUUAAAGCAACAAUAGCUAUGAGUCAAGAUUUCCCUUUAGGGAUUGAAUCGCUGCUGAAUGUUUUAGAGGUUAUUGCACCCUUUAAGCACUUUAAUAAACUUCGAGAAUUUGUACAGAUGAAACUUCCUCCAGGAUUUCCUGUGAAGCUUGAUAUUCCAGUGUUUCCAACAAUCACAGCUACAGUAACUUUUCAAGAGUUUCGUUACGGAGAAUUUGAUGAAUCCAUUUUUACAGUACCUGAUGACUACAAAGAAGACCCAAGUCGUUUUCCUGACUUGUAGCUGUCCAAGACUUUUCUGCAACAAUCUUUAAAGGAUUAAUGUAGAGUAAUUGCUAAUAGGGCAAAUUAAUCUGAGGUCCUAUAAUUCAGUUAAGGGAAGAUAUUCCUAAAAGACAAAAUACUCCAAUACAGCAUGCUCAAGGAUCCAUCAUCUCUUGGCUACAAGAAUGUUUCGGUGGCACUGGGGGGUUUUGGAGAAUAAAUGUACCCCCCCCCCUUUUUCGGUUUUUCAGUUCCAUUCAAAGAAAAUCUUGGCAAACUUAAUGCUCUAUCCAGUUUUUACUUUAAUUCAAUUAUACAUUUUGAAUCGUCUCUGAACGCACAACAUUUUCACCCUGUGACACUGUAGAGUCCUUGUUAGGUAUAGAAAAUACACUUCUAAGUAUCAAAGCAAUUAUUAAACAGUUGCCAAAGCCAAAUACUGUAAAAAAACAAACAAAAAAACCCCCAUACAAAUGCUUACCAUGGAGGGAGAGGUGAUUUCUUAAAGCACUAAAUAAUGUUUGUGUAGUGCUUGGUAUAUUUGUACCCAAGAUGUAUUUUUCAUUUCUUUUAAAUGCAUUUUUUUAAUUGAAUUUUUCCCUUAUGUUUCAAACACAUUUAAUACUUUUGUGAGUUCCACAUUACUAGUUAUGAAUAUAUCACCAUUGAUUGUCUAGUUGGUUUUAUACAGCAGUGCAGUUAAAUGGAUAAUGCCCAUGUGCUACAUAUACAAUGGAAUGUGUGAAAUAGAUAUCGGAUGUAUUUUUCUUUGGUGGUUCUUGUAAUUGUGCAAUGCCUCUCACAGCUUUUUUUUUUAAAUGCUUUAACUGGAGUAUUUUCCAUACUUACUCUGUUUUUAAAAUCCUAUUGUGCACAUAUUGUAGUAAGUCACAGACAAUCUAAAUAUAUGUGCAUGUAAGGCACUUUGUGCUUUCUUUUUAUCUUUUCUUUUUUUCUUUUAUUGUGAUAUGAUAAUAUAGAAGAUUAGGAGGGCUGUGUACUUUUAAUAUCAACUUCGAUCCCACCACAAAGAAAAUAUAAGCACAGUGAAAUGGAAACCUUCCUUCUCCUGGUAACAUUGUUUAUUUAGUCUUUUGGUUUCAAACAUGAAAAAAAAUAUUUUCCUUCUCUCUCUUUGUAGAACUUGGAUUAUACAUUAUACCUUUUUUUGAGAUUCAUCUGUUGGCCAAUGUUUAUAGUAAUUAAUCUUGAGAAAUUAGUUAUAAAAAGCAAAUGCAGUAUCAAGUGGUAUAGAGCUUGCUGCGUUUAGGAACUUUUUUGUCUUUUUUUUAUAGUUGGGAGAUAACUAUUUAGGGCAACUUGCUGUGCUCAUCACUGUAAUGUUUAUCUAAAAUGUACAUUACUGACACUUCAAUCAUUUUUUUUUUCUUUUUUUACUAGUAGCAUUGGGGUAAUUAUGGUAUUUUAUACUUUAGCAGAAUACCUGAAAAGAUGUCCUUAAACAAAUGACAAUUUUGUCUGAAGGAGAGAAACAUGCUUACCCACAUUCAGUAAACUUUAUAAAUCUUGAAUGCAAAGUAAAAUCACUUUUAUUAUUUUUUUGGUGCUGGCAGGGCCUGCAUUUCAUUUCAGUAAGUUCUGGGUUCUUACUGUAUUAAAGAAACUGAAAGGACAUAUAUGUUAUAUGUAAGUUUUACAUUUUUUUGUACACCUGUUGCAUCAUGGGUCAUUUGAAGUGCUGCUAUUCAGGUCUUCCACAGCUUUUAAUAAAAGGGAAUACAGUUUUCUUUACCAUAUGUCAAAGAACAUAUUGUAUCAAAUCAACAUUGUAUAGGCAUUUUUACUGGAAGUUGUAGACACUUUUGUUUUGUAAACAAAAACAAUGUUGUUUAUUAUUACUGGAUUUAGUAUCCAACGUUGGUUCAUUUAAAACGACGGCAAAACUGUUUUCAUUCCUGCUACCACUGUUUGUUUAAUGCAAGUUCUUUCAAGUUUAAGCCACCUGUUUACCAAUAAUAUAUUGUUUUCAACAUGCAUUUUUGUAAAAUACAAGAGACUGAUUUAAUCAAAACGAAUUGCAUAUUUGGUUUGUAUUGUUUGUUGCCAUGCUUUGUUCUAAUAAUUUUAAGCUGUUUUCUUAUUUGUUUUAUACACAUUACAAUGUUUAAUUGAAAUGUAAUGAAAUCGGUGGCGAAGUCAAGUCACUUGUAAAAGUUAGUCUUGAAAGGUGAUAAGUAUAUGAAGCGGAACACGUUGGAUUUGCAAAAUAAUCCACCCUAACAUUGUAGUAAGAAUUGAUAUAAAUGUUUUAUAAAAUAAUUUAUAAUUAAAA
Messenger RNA from Bombina bombina (fire-bellied toad), 4001 nucleotides. RefSeq names its product ankyrin repeat domain 13C (gene ANKRD13C). Gene Ontology annotation, molecular function: protein binding. Gene Ontology annotation, cellular component: cytoplasm. Bases 222 to 1727 code for a protein of 501 amino acids. The record is from RefSeq and is a predicted model, not a curated record. NCBI's taxonomy places the organism in Eukaryota, Metazoa, Chordata, Amphibia, Anura, Bombinatoridae. The transcript has 13 exons.